CGUAUGAACGGCCAUUCUUUGAAUAAGUGAGCUUCUGAGCUGCCUAAAACUCAUCUCUCAGUAACGAAACGAGACUGAAGUGACACCAGAUGCCUUGUUCCCUCUCUUCCAGAAGUCCCUCUGCUAUCUUCCCAUUGUGAGCAAUGUGACCCUGUGGGAGAGAGGCGCAUCUCAGACAAACGGAUCAGUUGCCUGUGGUCGGAAGACCGUUUUGAAGGAGUUGGCUGGGAACUACGGUAUGGAUAGUCUUCUGGAAAAAGUGGCCUACCUUAGCUAGCGAAGACAAGUGAGGGCUGCAUUGUCAGACAUUGUGCGCUUCCCAUACUUCACACAUCUCCUCCCCUCAAAUGCCGUCUAGCCCUCGUGGUGAAAAAACACCCUCGCCCUGCUCCAGGUUUGUGACUCACAUGAAGAAUUUUUCUGCAUCACAUAAAAUGGAUAGAUUAAAUUUUCUACCAUUUCCAGGAUGUGUAGAAGGGACUCAUAGUCCAAUGACAGGUAAAAGACCACUUUACACUCACCAGAACACAAUCCCCAAGUCUCCCAUGAGCACAGUUUCUUUGAAAGAAGAAAUUCAUGGAGAAGCCUGUUCUUCGCUGUCACCAUCCAGGGAAAUGGAUGAAGGCGAUUUGGUCUUUACUGCCAAAAAGGGAAUGCAGAAGCCACCUAGAGGGCCACCUAAGCAGGCCUGGACCAGCCCCCUUCUGGAAAAGCAAGCUGCAAAUAAACCUCUUGAGAGACCACACUCAGUGAAUACCAUUUCCUCAGAAGCUGCAGGUAGACACAUACCGUGUCAGAACCAUCCCUUGGGCAAACCCAAGGGAGAUUCUGGUCCUGUGUUGAGACCCUUCACCGCCAUCGGCCUCUGCAGAAGUACCAGCCAGAACUCCUUUUCCCCACAGAUCACUUAUAGGACUUCCGUGGAACCUGAGCAGCAGAAUCAAGCGGCAGCCUCGAGAUCCUGGACAAACACAGACUCCUUAAGCGUACGCGGAAGUGCAAUCGGAAGGGGCUUGGUUGCAGUAACACCAGAGAUGACCCCCAAACAUCCUCAUACCGCCAAAGAACAUAGGUCAGAGACCGCUCUCACCUUCCGUGGCCGUGCAGCCAAGGAGCCCCUGCCCAUGCUCGUGGGCUCUUCUACCCAUUUAUUUUCCAGGAAGUUAAUGAAGGUUUGCUCCUCAGCAGCCCCGCGCCCACCCCGGCGCUCCCUUACGGCUUGUUCACAGACUCUUUCGAGGCCGGUGGUGAAUGAUCACUUACACUGACUGCUGAGAAAGAAUUGUUCUGCCAGUGUGGCCCAUCUUCCAAUCAAUGCCUGCUCAGAACAACAGAGAGGGCCUCAGAUGGAUUGGUUUCCAUAGAACCAUUGUUAGGCUUUGUGAAGCAUUUUUGAACCUAAUAAAUAAUGUCAAAAGUC
Molecule: messenger RNA, 1420 nt
Organism: Peromyscus eremicus (cactus mouse)
Lineage: Eukaryota; Metazoa; Chordata; Mammalia; Rodentia; Cricetidae
Gene: C18H12orf42
Product: chromosome 18 C12orf42 homolog
Exons: 5
Coding region: 348-1268 (306 amino acids)
Source: RefSeq, a predicted model, not a curated record